AUGUCCUCAUCGACUAUCAAAUCUGUGUUGGUCAUUGGACCAGGUGGAAAUGUAGGCAGAUCAACCGUCAAGGCCUUGUUGGACGAGAAAUUCGAGGUCACUGGGCUCACUCGACAAUCAUCUGAGGCCAUUUUGCCUCCAGGUGUGAAACACAUCAAGUCCGACUACUCCGAGGCAUCACUACGCGAUGCAUUCAAAGGCCAAGAUGCAGUCAUAAGCACCAUUUCUAGCAUCGUCCCAGGAGAUGCCUUGACCCUCCAGAAGUCUCUUGUUGACUCCGCCAUAUCUGCCGGCGUGAAGGUCUUCUUCCCAUCGGAGUUCGGUAUUGACACUUCGGAUGGUUCGGCCUCUGAGUACAUUCCAUUCCUCGUGGAUAAGAUCCAGACCGUCGACUAUCUCAAGGCUCAACAAGACAAAAUCUCUUGGACAGCAGUGAUCACGGGAUCCCUAUUCGACUGGAGCUUGAACAUCCCCGGAUUUGGGGGUUUGGAUGUACCUGCGCGUACAGCCACGGUCUUUGAUGGUGGCGAUAUUUCCUACGAAGCCACAAGUCUUGAUCAGGUCGGAAGAGCAAUCGCUCGGUCUUUGAAAAAUCCCGACCUGACCAAGAAUCAAUAUGUCUAUGUGAAUAGUUUCACUGUCACGCAGGAUAAAGUUUUGUCUGCCCUUGAGCGAGCGACGAACGAGAAAUUCACACUUUCCAAAGACACCGUUGAAAAUCUUUGGCAGGAUGGGGCUACCAAAGUGAAGGAUGGACAACUACUUGGUACCUUGUCUAUGAUUGCUGGAUCCAUACUUGGGAAAGGAGGAUUGGCGAACUAUUCCAAGACUAAAGGGCUAUGGAAUGAGAUCCUGGAGUUGCCGCAAGAGGACUUGGAUGGGUUCGUGAGAGAAUACUUGACAGGAGGAACUGUUUGA
This is a messenger RNA of Penicillium crustosum, 918 nucleotides long. Its product is annotated as aromatic alcohol reductase. The record is from RefSeq and is a predicted model, not a curated record. The coding region runs from base 1 to 918 and encodes 305 amino acids. The transcript has a single exon. NCBI's taxonomy places the organism in Eukaryota, Fungi, Ascomycota, Eurotiomycetes, Eurotiales, Aspergillaceae. Gene Ontology annotation, molecular function: oxidoreductase activity.